AUGGCCGGGAAGAGGUCAUCAAGCAAGCGGCCCCUGCUGCUGGGGCUGCUCCUGGCCGUGGCCACUGUCCACCUGGUCACCUGUCCCUACACCAAAGUAGAGGAGAGCUUCAGCCUGCAGGCCACACACGACCUGCUCUACCACCAGCUGGACGUGGACAAGUACGACCACCUCGAGUUCCCUGGCGUCGUCCCCAGGACCUUCCUCGGGCCACUGCUGAUGGCAGCGUUCUCCAGCCCUGCAGUUUACGUGCUUUCCCUGUUAGAAAUGUCCAAGUUUUACUCUCAGCUGAUAGUUAGAGGAGUUCUUGGGCUUGCUGUGAUUUUUGGACUCUGGACGUUACAAAAAGAAGUGAGACGACAGUUUGGGGCCACGGUGGCCACCAUGUUCUGCUGGGUGACAGCCACGCAGUUCCACCUGAUGUUCUACUGCACCCGGACGCUGCCCAACGUGCUGGCGCUGCCCGUGGUGCUGCUGGCCCUCGCGGCCUGGCUGCGGCACGGCUGGGCCCGCUUCAUCUGGCUCUCGGCGCUCGCCAUCGUCGUGUUCAGGGCCGAGCUGUGCCUGCUCCUGGGCCUCAUGCUGCUGCCCGCGCUGCACAGCAGGAGGCUCCCUGUGCUCAGGCUGCUGCGUCACGCCGUCCCCGCCGGGGUCCUCAGCCUAGGGCUGACGGUGGCUGUAGACUCCUAUUUUUGGCGACAGCUCGUGUGGCCGGAAGGAAAGGUGCUCUGGUACAACACCGUCCUGAAUAAAAGUUCCAACUGGGGAACCUCCCCGCUGCUGUGGUAUUUCUACUCAGCCCUGCCCCGAGGCCUGGGCUGCAGCCUUCUCUUCGUGCCCCUGGGCCUGGCGGACAGAAGGACGCACGCGCUGGCUCUGCCGUCCCUGGGCUUCGUGGCUCUGUACUCGCUGCUCCCGCACAAGGAGCUGCGCUUCAUCAUCUACGCCUUCCCCAUGCUCAACGUCGUGGCCGCCAGGGGCUGCUCCCGCCUGCUGAAUAAUUACAGAAAGUCCUGGCUGUAUAAGGCGGGGUCCCUGCUGGUGAUAGGGCACCUCGUGGCGAACGCCGCCUACGUGGCCGCGUCCCUCUACGUGUCCCACUUCAACUACCCCGGAGGCGUCGCGAUGCGGACGCUGCACGAGCUGGUGCCCCCCUGGACAGGGGUCCUCCUACACAUCGACGUGGCCGCUGCCCAGACGGGCGUGUCUCGGUUUCUGCAGGUCAACAGCGCCUGGAGGUACGACAAGAGGGAGGACGUGUGGCCGGGGGCCGCGGCCAUGCUGGGCUACACCCACCUCCUCAUGGAGGCCGUGCCCGGCCACCUGGCCCUCUACAGGGACACGCACCGGGUCCUGGCCAGCGUCGUGGGCACCACAGGUGUGAGUCUGAACCUGACCAAACUGCCUCCCUUUGACCUCGGCCUGCAGACCAAGCUGGUGCUCCUGGAGAGGCUUCCCGGGCCGUCCUGAGGGCGAGAGCCGGCCCGGCCUCCAGCAGCCGGGUCCCUCCGGGAACGCGAUCUCCACCCGCGUUCCCACAAUCGGGACAAAACAGAGAAACAAGCCAACAGCAGCACGCCCCGACACACGCCUGACCAAGCAGGGCCGGGGCCUCCGGCACAGCCUUGCCCAGGGCUCACAGCCCAGGGGGACAGUGGCUGCUCACACUCUCCUGCGUGUUCCCCGGGUGGGGACAAGACCAUUUGUCGUCCAGACUGGGACCAUCCGGACACCUGGACGCGUGGCGCCCCUUGCCACGUCCUGCCCGCCCACACGGAGCUGCGUUUUGGCAGCACCGCACGCCGGGUGCCCGUGGUGGCGCCUGCUCGGAGGAGACCUCGACGUGACCCGCCGCGGCGCCGCCCUCCCGGCCUCACCACCCGACUUCCGUACGCAUUCACCGGCGUGUCACCUCCACUUCAGUCUUAGGAGAUGAACAUGUUCAGAAAGGAAUGAGGAAUAAAAAAGAAUAAGGUAAUAAAAUGUCAAUUGGAACCUCAAAAAAAAAAGAAUGAGAAUAAAAUUAGUGUUUUCUUACGCAUUAUCUUAUGGUAUAUGACUACCUCCAGAGACGGCCUUUACCAGGUUAGGGGGCGGGCUGGUGCAGCCACACUUCACAGGACACGCAUUUAUAAAGCGCCCAAAGCGCGUGUGACACUGCCAGGCACUAGAGACGGCACAGAGGACUGGGCGCCACUGUGUCCGAGUACACUCACGCGUGCACUUGUACAUACAUGUGCGUAUACACGUAUGCACACAAGCACACACAUGCACAUCCCCACACGCACACGCACAGCCUUGCCGCGUGCAGUGGCGUGUGCCUGCACUCCCUGUCCCCACUGCUCAGGAGGCUGACGCGGGAGAAUCGCUUGAGUCGGGACCUCGGGGCUGCAGCGAGCCGUGAUCGCGUCUGUGAUGUCGCGCUGCACUCCAGCCUGGCGACAGAGCCAUCGCGUCUCUUACCAAAAAAAAUUUUUUUCCUGAGCUCUUUGAGAGUAGGUUGCUUAUGAGACCUUAAGUGCUGCCGGGUCGCUGCCCCAGCUGCUGCCGGCUUUCCAUCUGCAGCUGGUCAGCGUCUGUGCCGACACUUCGACCGGGAGACCCUCCGCCUCCUGCAGAGCUCGGCGCCGCUGGUCCUUUUGGGCUCCUUCCAUUCCACGUCUAUAUGUUUGGUCUUCUACAGCGAGAACUCCAGCUCCCAGCAGUAUCAGUAUACGCACACAUUUGCUCAAUGACAGGAUACACGUUAAAUAGUCUCAGAAAUGCUUUGCUAUGUGAUUGCAAAAAGAAAUCCACUAUAAAGAGGUUGGGAUUUGUUUGCGGUUCUCCGCCCCACCUCCGCAACUGGAGGUGCACUGAUGAGUUCCUCGAUUGGUUUUUCUCCUGUGCCCACCUCCAUCCAGUGUGGUGAUUUUUCAUUUUAAAUGCAGCCGAGUUCCUUCUUCCUGUUUGCUUUCAGUCUUAUGACAACCGUCCCCCCCACCCCCGCCGCCAUCACUUUCUAUCCCUUUAAAUUUGUAGACUGUGACCAUUGUGGUAGGGUUACGAUUGUCAAAACUCACGAAACUGUACACUAGAGACAGGUUGCUUUAUCACAUAUUUUAUAUCUCAAUAAACUAGAUUUUUUUUU
Messenger RNA from Microcebus murinus (gray mouse lemur), 3130 nucleotides. RefSeq names its product ALG12 alpha-1,6-mannosyltransferase (gene ALG12). Gene Ontology annotation, molecular function: alpha-1,6-mannosyltransferase activity. Lineage: Eukaryota; Metazoa; Chordata; Mammalia; Primates; Cheirogaleidae. Gene Ontology annotation, cellular component: endoplasmic reticulum membrane. The record is from RefSeq and is a predicted model, not a curated record. Gene Ontology annotation, biological process: protein N-linked glycosylation.